Phycomyces blakesleeanus NRRL 1555(-) is the source of this 303-nucleotide messenger RNA. RefSeq lists its product as hypothetical. Bases 1 to 303 code for a protein of 100 amino acids. Lineage: Eukaryota; Fungi; Mucoromycota; Mucoromycetes; Mucorales; Phycomycetaceae. The record is from RefSeq and is a predicted model, not a curated record. The transcript has 4 exons.
AUGGAUAAGUAUCCAGAAAUGAAGACUUACAACCUUGCUAUAGAUAAUACGCUUAUUCACAGCUCAGCGACUAUAAGAAAGUUCCUGGAAAAAGAAUUAGCUAUAACUAGAAUUGGCAAGGCUUGCGAUAUUUUAUACUUACGCGGUUACAUGGGUUUUAUCUCAUUCAGCGAAAUGUUUUGGCACUGCAUCAUUCUUCAUGCUGAUAAAAUUGUGCAUAUAAUCCCGUCUCUGUCAUUAAGUGAGAACCUUUUAUUGCGAGUUUUUCUAGACCUCUCAUUAUAUGACACAUCUUCUCCAUAA